Molecule: messenger RNA, 3368 nt
Organism: Corythoichthys intestinalis (scribbled pipefish)
Lineage: Eukaryota; Metazoa; Chordata; Actinopteri; Syngnathiformes; Syngnathidae
Gene: tspy
Product: testis specific protein Y-linked
Exons: 8
Coding region: 472-2025 (517 amino acids)
Biological process (GO): nucleosome assembly
Cellular component (GO): chromatin; nucleus
Molecular function (GO): histone binding; chromatin binding
Source: RefSeq, a predicted model, not a curated record
UUAGCGCGAUGAGAUGUAGCCAAUCAGCACAAUGUUUGUCCAUCAAGACGACAACGCUGAUAGUAAGAGAACGGAUUAAGCAAACACAAAGUAAUUACAAAAACUGCGCUUUGUAACUCCAGGAUAAUAACGCGACGCAGCUUCGCUGCUUGCACCUCGUUAGGCUUUUUGGAGCAAACGUGGCGCUGUGACUCCUAGAAUACGCGACAUGGGUAACGUACAGUAGAGCUAACUAGCUUUAGCAUUUUACUGCUCCCUGUUGUCGCUUUUAGUAGGCCUCGAUUGCAUUCUGGCGUCAGUCGUUAUUGAUGAUGUUGAGAUACGUCAAGGGGCAGAUCGCACCAGCACGCGAAGACGACGCUUAUUCGCCCUGUUGAUUCGGAUGUGAAUGGUUUCGACGAAAUAAUUACGGCCAAUUGAGUUCGCGGCUGCGCUACCUAGCUUGUUAGCUGUUCUAGCUAGCUCGCCAAGAUGAGUGACUUGGCUGACUGCAAGCAGAGCGCGGACUCAGAAUCGAUGAAAAGGUGUGCGUCACCGGACCAGAACGAGGCGGACUCUAUUCCAAGUAAGUCUUCGAAAGUGGAAAACUCACUGGAACGACGCAAAAACGGCGAGAGCACAGAAGCGGCGAGACAAGAGAGACAUUCAGAGCAGGAAGAGGAAACGGAAAGUUUAGCAGGUGCUCCUACUUCAUCCGUCAACAACUCCAGUUCUGCUGAGGAAGCGCAGUCGUCUAAGGCUCCGACAGAUGCUAAAGCCGAUGGGGAUACGAGUACAGGACCCGACGGGAGUCAUCUUGUGGACCGGUCUCAUUCGGACUCGGCAGCCAUCGCAGCCGCCGAAGCCCUCGCCAGCCUCACGGCGCCAGACGGCGAAAACAGCCGAGAGACGCCAUGCUCAUCGGAAAGAGCGAGACAUUUCAAAAGGUUGAGCAAAGGCAAAGAGCGCGGGGACCAGCAUGUCCUCCGACCUCAUUCAAAAACGCGGGCGGCUCCCGCGGACAGUUCCACGUUUGUGCAAGGCACAGACAGACAGGACACGGCCACCGCUGGCCAAGGUGACGAAUCCAUGUCUGCAUCUUCUUCCACUCCAAGCUCCUCUUUCCCGUCCGAGAACGAGGACAAUGAGGACGGUGAGUGCGCCAUUGUGUCUGUUAAGAUGGCUCCCGAGAUGAGACAGUCAGUGGCUCUCCUGGCGCAGGUACAGAUGAGACUGGAAGCUCUCGAGAAGAAAAGCGCAUGGCUCCACCAACGCUUGGAGCUGAAGAUGGGCCGCAUGCGGCGGCCGCAUCUCGAUCAACGUAGCUCCAUCACUAAAACCAUCCCCGGAUUCUGGGUCACCGCCUUACUGAACCACCCGCACCUCUCUGCUCAUAUUGAUGAGACUGAUGAGGAUGCGCUCAGCUACAUGACUGAUCUCGAGAUUGAGACUUUCAAAAAUCAAAAAGUGGGCUUCCGGAUUCGUUUCCACUUCCGACGGAACCCGUACUUCCAGAAUAACACCAUUAUGAAGGAACUGCACCUUGGACUGGGAGCAACUCCCAGGUCCUUCUCCAAUGCCAUUCUGUGGCAUCGUGGUCACAAUUUAACGGCUCAUAGUGAACCCCGGAAGAUGUCACGCGGUGUCUACCAGACGUUUUUCAGCUGGUUUGGCGACCACAGUGACCCUGGGCAAGAUGAUGUUGCGCAGAUACUGAAGGAUGACCUCUACAGGGACCCUUUGAGAUACUACCUCACGCCACUCUGGCAGCCAAGAGAGAACGGCAGUGACGGCGACGGUGCAGCAGCAGCAGCAGCAGCAGCUAACCGUGGCAAUGGUGAUGACUGCGUAGUCAUCUCCGACUCAGACGAGGAAACUGGUGAGGCGGAACGGGGCCACAGUGGUGAAGAGGAAGAGGAGGAGGAGGAAGAAAAACGGGAAGAGGAGGGGGUGCCAAGCGCAGAUGAGAGCCAGGAAGAAGGUGGAAGUGGAGAAAUAGUGAUCGACGGAUCUGAUGACAGUGAGCAGGAUGAGGAGGAAGCCUGAAGAAGUAAGGGACGGCAGUGGGUAUGCCUGGGCAUCUUCCUGAUGUUAGUUACAUUAUGCACAAAAAAAAAUCAUAUUUUUGUAAAACUGAAAUAUGAUCUAAUAGAAGCUUUUUAAAUCAGGGUUCACAUAAUAAAGCCAAGGCCAGGUGACUUUUGAUUUUCUAUGGUAUAUUCUAAAACAGUAUACUGUACCAAAAAAUGCUUUUAGUCAACAUUGGACGGCGGCCGAUUUAGCCAAGCAAACAAAAGAUUGGAAUGUUGCAGACGUUCCAUGCGGUAGUUUGACCUUUUGUUUGGAUUUCCUAUUCUAUUCAAUUGUGUUGACCAUGUGACCACAUUUCAGGAGCACUUCGAACUGAACCAAAAUGUGUCCUCAGGGAUGGGCCCACACUCGAUUACGCUAUUCGGGGCUGUGAAGAUGUGUACCCUACGGUAGUAAAGAGAAGCAAAUAUUGUUUUAAUAAAAGUGAUUGUGUUUCUCCCCUCUUUACAUGUUACUGCAGCAAACACACCAGUUAUUGUGUUUUUAUCAGUGGAUUUCCCCAUUCUGCUCUUACUGGAGUUUUGCCCUUUAGUAGAUUUGCAUUAACUUCAACAUACAGUGUAAAGGUUUAUGAAAUUGUGAACACGUGGUGGCACACACGUACAGUAAGGAUGAUCACAACAUAUCAAUGUUCCGACCCAGGAUCAUGUUCGGUACUAGAAGAAGUCUUUAGUUUUAUUCCAUUCCAUUUGGACAGCACAGAAAAUAUAUGUGGAGUAAUUAUGUAUUUGUGUUUUAUCUCCUGCCCGUGUAAUUGUGAUGCCCUCUCACUGCAUUUUAAAGUUUUGUUCCAUUCGAAUCGAAAAUAUGUCCCUGCGCUGUUUGUCGACGAAAUACAGAUUUUGUAGACCAAUUCACAAUGUCAGCAAAUUAGGGACCCCAGGAUCCCUCCAGCUGUCAGAAUGCCUGUGAUACCACUGAUCUGGAAAAAUUCAGUUGGUAUUUAAUUCAUUUCUAUGUCCUAAUUCAAUAAGCUGGCCGGGCGGUCAUUGAGCAUGUUAACUGUCAUUUCUCAAGUAUAACCUGGUGAAAAAGAAUGAGGUGGUUUCGUAACACUUUGCCUCAUUUUCUAAGCAUUGCAGAUGAGUGAACAAGCAUUUGAAAGAAAGAAAAAUUGACUUGAGUGACAUGGCUGCACUUUUUCCCCUUUUUAAUUUUUUGAUGUGUGUGUGUGAUGUAGGCCUGAACGAUAUUGGAAAAAACUAUUGUUGCGAUUUUUUUUUUAGGUUUGCAAUAUAUUGCGAUUUUAUAUUGCGAUAUUAAAAAAAAAAAAAAAAAUCUUUUUUUAAAGAAAUUUU